CCCACAUGUACCCAAUCGCUUACUUCUUCAUGAGCUUAUAGCUAAGACCACUUAUCCAGCAAGCCUCUUUCGUCUCUUCUCCAUGUUGUACUUCACGUGCCUUUGGUAACAGUUACGUCUACUCAGAUUCUCGUUAGAAUGCCUUUCUCUAAGAAGCCAAAGGCCGGGAUGGAUACGAUUGCCACUGCUCUGACAUGCGACCAGCGUGAGGUGUUUGUUGAUGACAAAAACCACUCAAUUAAGUAUCGUACACUGUCCUGGCAAUCUGCUGCCUUCAUCAUGAUAACAGAGAUCGUAACUGGCGGUACCCUGACCUUACCUCAAGCAAUCGCUGUCGUUGGUCUUGUUCCUGGCACCAUCAUCAUAAUCUUCUGUGGAGUCUGGGCUUUGUUCACAUCAUACUUGCUUAUAGACUUUAAGCUCAAUCAUCCAGAAGUCCACAACAUGGGCGAUGCUGGAUACAUCCUAUUCUCACCUCUUGGGAUCGGAUCUGUGGGGAGAGAAGUGCUGAGUGCCGGCACCAUCCUUUUCGCCAUCACUGGAGUGGGGAGUAUGAGCUUGUUGGGUCAAUUGGCCUUGCAGACUUUGAGUCAAGGUGGAAUGUGUGCAAUGUCUUAUCUCGGUAUCUGGACAUGCAUCACCUUUCUGGUCGCAAUACCGAGAACCUUCGGAGCUGGGCUACAAGGUUUCUCAGUAGUUGCCUGCAUCUCAGUCUUGGUUGCGACUUUGGUAGCCAUGAUCGGGAGUGGUGUCGAGCCAACUCCUGGCCGUGUUGUUGUUGCAACGGCACCUAACACAUUCUACACGGCGUUCUUGGCCAUCACGAAUCCUGUCCUUGCUUACGCUGGCCACUUCCUGUUCUUCACAAUCAUUUCCGAGAUGAAGGUUCCAAGAGAUGCCAAAAAGUCAGCUUGGGCACUUCAGGUCUUCAGCACGACUUGGUAUGUUAUCUUUGCCGUGGUCUCAUACUGCUAUCUUGGUGCUGGUGUCCAAAGUCCUUCAUUCCUCAGCCUGUCCAAGGUGUGGGCGAAAGCAGCUUGGGGCUUAUUCUUACCAAACAUAUUGGUAGCUGGAGCAUUGUAUAACCACUUUUCUGCGAAGCUGAUCUUUGUGCGAAUGUUCCGAGGUAGUAAGCACUUGACAGAGAACACUCUAGUGGGAUGGACAAUCUGGAUUCUGCUACUCGCAAUUGCAAACGCUUGUGGGUUCGUGUUGGCCACUGGUGUGCCAUUCUUCUCUUACUUAGGUGGCAUAGUCGCUUCUGCUUUUGCUUCCUGGUACACAUACGGCCUUGCAGGGGCAUUCUGGUGGCACGAUACGCACUACUUUGGGGAUGGCUGGAGGUCCGUGAGACAGAGAUGGCCCAUGUUUCUGCUUUGCUUUGCCACAUUGGUAUUGGGAGGCUUCAUCUGUGUUGGCGGAUUGUACGCGAUCAUCAAGUCGCUGAUUGAAGCCUACGCUUCCGGUGCCGUUGGUCACCCAUUUACCUGCUGAUCGUCUUAGCUACUUGAAUAAUUGUUUUUCGCACUUUCAAACUCAGCGAGAGUCUUCGCGAUUGAUGGUUUCGAACCCGGUCGA
Molecule: messenger RNA, 1578 nt
Organism: Aureobasidium subglaciale EXF-2481
Lineage: Eukaryota; Fungi; Ascomycota; Dothideomycetes; Dothideales; Saccotheciaceae
Exons: 3
Coding region: 139-1494 (451 amino acids)
Biological process (GO): amino acid transmembrane transport
Cellular component (GO): vacuolar membrane
Molecular function (GO): amino acid transmembrane transporter activity
Source: RefSeq, a predicted model, not a curated record